Molecule: messenger RNA, 1543 nt
Organism: Musa acuminata AAA Group (dessert banana)
Lineage: Eukaryota; Viridiplantae; Streptophyta; Magnoliopsida; Zingiberales; Musaceae
Product: homeobox-leucine zipper protein HOX21-like
Exons: 3
Coding region: 428-1273 (281 amino acids)
Biological process (GO): positive regulation of DNA-templated transcription
Cellular component (GO): nucleus
Molecular function (GO): sequence-specific DNA binding; DNA-binding transcription factor activity, RNA polymerase II-specific
Source: RefSeq, a predicted model, not a curated record
UCUUUCGAUGCAUCAGCGUCAGGAAGGUGAUGGAUGAUUCAUGAGAGGUGUAUGUGUGUUAGGUAGCAACCCUGGGAGCUCAUAGGACCCAUCCCUAGAUUCCUGCCCUUCCUUUCUCCAUUACCAUUAGGGCCACCACCUUUACAGAUGCCUACAAAUUGCAUUUCUCGCUGUGAAUUCAUGGAGCGUAGUGAGAUCAUAUGUGAUUACAUGAUGAUGAGUUGUUGUUCAUAGUCAAACAGCUUCCUUUUGCCUCUUCGCAUCGGAGGUCGAGGAAUUUGACAUUACCAUUCACUUCAUCUUCUGCUUGUUGUUGUUGUUGUUGUUGUGGUAAUACGGCGAUCGGUUUCUAUUUGAUCUCUCGCCACCUCAACCUCAACCUCCAUCUUCAUCUUCUUCUCCUUUGCUGGUGUCCUGUGGUGGCGUGAUGGCUUCAUCCUCCUUCUUCACACCGGAUUAUGUGUUGCAAAUGCAAACACCACAUGAAGAAGAAGAAGAAGAACGGCAACUCCUCCACGCCACCCCGUGCAGCAAUCUCCAAGACCUCCGAGCCGUGGGUCCGAUGCUGGGGAGGAGGUCCAUGUCCUUCUCGGGGAUCGAGAACGGGGAAGGGAUGAACGGGGAGGACGAGUUAUCCGAUGACGGCAUGCAGACAGGGGAGAAGAAAAGGAGGCUGAACAUGGAGCAGGUGAGGAUGCUGGAGAAGAACUUUGAGCUGGGGAACAAACUGGAGCCGGAGAGGAAAAUGCAGCUGGCCCGAGCCCUGGGAUUGCAGCCCAGGCAGGUGGCCAUUUGGUUCCAGAACAGGAGGGCCAGGUGGAAGACGAAGCAAUUGGAGAAGGAUUACGACCUGCUGAAGAGGCAGUUCGAGGCCAUGAGAUCAGAAAAUGAAGCUCUGCAAUCACAGAAUAAGAAGCUCCAGGCCGAGAUCAUGGCUCUCAAAGGCAGAGAAACAUCGGAACUCAUCAACCUCAACAAAGAAACUGAAGCCUCUUGCAGCAACAGGAGCGAGAACAGCUCCGAGAUCAACUUGGAUAUCUCGAGGACAUCGGUCACCGAGAGCCCCUUGCACCCUCACCAAAGCUUACCUUUCUUCCAAUCAAUUAGGCCUGCCGACAUAGACCAGCUCCUUCAGAGUAGCUCGAGGCCAGACAUGCAAUGCCCCAAGAUCGAGAAUGGCGUCACCGAAGGGAGCUUCAGCAACUUGUUAUGCAGCAUGGAAGAUCAAUCUGCCUCCUUCUGGUCAUGGUCGGAUCACCACAACUUCCACUGAUGCGUCGGUUUGAUGUAUAAAGAGAUCUCCCAAUUACUCUCCACCUGCGUGCCCAACUGUGAAAGCUAUGCUGCAUUAGCAGCACCAGAAGUCUACUACAUAUAUGAGAUGUGCAUGAGCAAAAAAGAUCGCCUUUUGAUUCAGAUAAGGUUGGAAAAUCUGAGAAGACAGGCUUCAGUAUUUGUAUUCCCAUUCUUUUUCCCUUUUCUCGCCUGUGCUGAGUGAUACCAUCAGUUUUAACUAAGUUUACAUGCGUAUUUCUGUUGGCUA